CUUAAAGAACUGGAUUGUUCGCGAAAGACCCAUCAAGAGUUUGGCCAAGGUGCGGCGGAGAAAAUCGUCUGGCGUGAACAGCACAAUGGCCGACGUGGAAAAAAUCAACAUAGACAGCGUAAUCCAACGUCUCUUAGAAGUAAGAGGAGCUAAACCUGGGAAGAAUGUCCAGUUGCAGGAGAUGGAGAUUCGAGGUUUGUGUCUGAAAUCCAGGGAGAUAUUCCUGAGUCAGCCCAUUCUUCUGGAGCUGGAAGCCCCCCUCAAAAUAUGCGGUGACAUCCAUGGGCAAUAUUACGAUCUGCUGAGACUGUUUGAAUAUGGGGGCUUCCCUCCAGAGAGCAACUACUUGUUUUUGGGGGACUACGUGGACAGGGGCAAGCAAUCCCUGGAAACCAUCUGUCUUUUGCUUGCCUACAAAAUUAAAUACCCAGAGAACUUCUUCCUGUUGAGGGGAAACCACGAGUGUGCUUCAAUCAACAGAAUAUAUGGUUUUUAUGAUGAGUGUAAAAGAAGGUACAACAUCAAACUCUGGAAGACUUUUACUGACUGUUUUAACUGCCUCCCAAUUGCGGCGAUUGUGGAUGAAAAGAUAUUUUGCUGUCACGGAGGACUUUCACCUGACCUUCAGUCCAUGGAGCAGAUCAGACGCAUCAUGCGACCCACUGACGUACCAGACCAAGGCCUGCUCUGUGAUUUGCUCUGGUCUGAUCCAGACAAAGAUGUUUUGGGUUGGGGCGAGAAUGACCGAGGUGUCUCGUUUACUUUUGGCUCAGAGGUGGUGGCCAAGUUUUUGCACAAACAUGAUCUGGAUCUGAUCUGUCGUGCCCAUCAGGUUGUUGAGGACGGCUAUGAGUUUUUUGCAAAAAGGCAGCUGGUGACUCUUUUCUCUGCGCCUAAUUAUUGUGGGGAGUUUGACAACGCCGGUGCCAUGAUGAGUGUGGAUGAGACCCUCAUGUGCUCGUUUCAGAUUUUGAAACCAGCCGAGAAGAAGAAGCCCAACGGCAGCCGUCCCGUCACCCCCCCUCGCAAUUUGGUCACCAAGCAAGCAAAGAAAUAAAGGAUUAGUUGUUCUUCUUUUGUCCCCUUCGUUGGAGGGAUUGGUUAACCUUAAUGUUGCCAGUACUGAAAAGAUUUCCACUCUCAUUUUAGGAAAGCAAAAUAUUGAGUUGUUGUCCGCAGGGGUGAAUUUAUAUGUCACCAUGAAAACCUCAGGUGUUUUGCACUCCAUUUUGCAGCUGGACUUUGCCACAUGACUGUUGAAUCAGGACAAAUGUAACAAUAAUGCUACUUAUGCACAGGAAUGCCUUGUUUAAAUCGGUGCAACAGUUCAAGCAGUUCCUUUUGUCAUGUAAUGUUUUUCAUUGUUUUAUUUCUUCACUGUCAGUAAAGGCUGUUAAUAGCCAGACACAACGGCGAUCACCACAAACACCAGUUGACUUUAACUGCUUCAAGUUUAGUACAGACUCAUUCACCUCUUCACAUUUUUAAGCCUGUGUUGUACUAAAUUAUAUGAAGAAAUGAGCACUCUUGUAAUGUUAAAUCUUUCUAAUAAACUUUGAGUGUAUUUAA
Molecule: messenger RNA, 1569 nt
Organism: Nerophis ophidion (straightnose pipefish)
Lineage: Eukaryota; Metazoa; Chordata; Actinopteri; Syngnathiformes; Syngnathidae
Gene: ppp1cc
Product: protein phosphatase 1, catalytic subunit, gamma isozyme
Exons: 8
Coding region: 86-1057 (323 amino acids)
Cellular component (GO): cytoplasm; nucleus
Molecular function (GO): protein serine/threonine phosphatase activity
Source: RefSeq, a predicted model, not a curated record